CCUAUAAAAAUCUCCCUCUAGAUCUUUUAACAAACCAAACUAUUUCAUACUUCAAGAAAAAUGGCUUCUUUGGGUAGUUAUACUUUCUGUAUUCCCUACUUCAUAACUUUCUCAAUCCUCUUGACCCCUUUUUCUCAUGGAGUUUUUCUUGAAGAAAUCUCUGAUAUCGUAGCCUUAAAUUUACGAAGUCAGAAAACGAGCCACCUCCAUUUCUACUUUCAUGACAUCCUAAGUGGAAAAAAUCCUUCUGCAAUCAAGAUCAUUUCACCAGGGGGAGAUGGAAUAUAUGGUUUUGGCAAAACAUUCAUCUUUGAUGAUGCAUUAACCAUAGGGCCUAAUGCAUCAUCUAAAGUUAUAGGGAGGGCACAAGGUAUUUACGCCAUUGCUUCGCAAAGUGAGCUCGCAUUGCUUAUGACUGUGAAUCUUGAGUUCACGGAAGGCAAGUAUAAUGGGAGCGGCAUAAGCCUUCUUGGGAGGAAUCCAGUUAAGAAAGAUGUUAGGGAGAUGCCUAUUGUGGGAGGCACUGGGCUGUUUAGGUUUGCUAGAGGUUAUGCUUUGGCACAUACUUUUUGGAAUGAUAUCAAGAGAGGAGAUGCUAUUGUGGAAUACAAUGUCUUUGUUCAACACUAUUGAAGUAUUUCAUCAAGUGUUUGUGGCUGAUUAGAAGCUAUAGUUAGGAGGAUUUGUGACCAUUUAUUAGUGCAGUCCCAGUCACAAUUACUUUCUCUUUUUCAUUUUUAAUUAUUCCAUCCCUGGCAAGCUAUUGAUUUCUUUUUACUUUUUCUGAAUGUUCUAAAUUAAUGUUUUCUUUGAAUUAAAGAGUUCUGCUACUA
Molecule: messenger RNA, 833 nt
Organism: Lycium ferocissimum
Lineage: Eukaryota; Viridiplantae; Streptophyta; Magnoliopsida; Solanales; Solanaceae
Product: dirigent protein 22-like
Exons: 1
Coding region: 61-633 (190 amino acids)
Source: RefSeq, a predicted model, not a curated record